CCGACUCGUUGUCUCGUUCUAGAAGACGUCUGCCGGCAGAAGAGUCUCGCUAACGGUUGUUUUCCCUGUUUUUAACCGAUAUCUCACCACGAUCCAAGACCGUUUUCUUUGCAUUUGUGUCCCGAGUAGCCAGUCGACGUUGAAUCCCGUCCACAGCUAAAAAACCCCGUAUAUUAAAUCGGUGUAUCGGUGAAAUAAGGGCCGCAAAAGACGCCGGAUAACCGUAUCUUUUUUUGGAGGGAAUACGGGACUGCGGGGCGCACAUUUUUCGGAAAAUAUUCAUUACGAUGGCUGACGUAGCAGAAAACGCACUCUUCACUGAUCCUGUAACAGCUAUAUCUCAGGGUAAACGGCACCUUCUUGUCCGUGAUUAUGGAAUGGCUGUUACAGCCCUUGCCCAGGCAUGCGAACUACUAGCACAGAAGUAUGGAGACACUGCCGACGAACUCGGGGAGCCCUACCUCCUCUACGGAAGAGCUCUUCUGGCUUUAGCCAGAGAAGAAACUGGGGUAUUAGGUGGUGCAGUUCCUGGUUCUGAUGAAGUAGAGGCUGAGGACGAACUCGACGAAGAUGAUAAUAACGUAAACGAGGAAAAGGAAGACGAUAAUGAGAUGGAUGAUGAGGAAAACGAAGCCAAGAAAUCUAAUGGCGCUGCUACAGAUGCGGAAAAGAAGGCCUUGACCAACAAUGAAGUAAACACGAAAACGGAAACAAAAGCUGUUGUCUCUCCAAGUAAAGGAGAGCCUAGUACCCCUGUUAAUAAAGAUAAAACUGCUAGUACAGAUGAGAAUAAAGUGCCUUCAACAUCGGAGAAUUCUACAAAAAAUGUGGAACGUAAUGAAAAAGCUAAGGUAGCAGAUGAAAAACCCAAUAGCACAGAGUCGAAAGACGAAAUGGAAUCCUCUGAAGCUCCAUCAGCUUCAACUUCCAGUGACAAAGAAGUUCCCAAGGUAACUCAAAACGGUGAGGCAUCUGCAAAUGAAGAUGAGGAAGGUGAGGAUGUUUCAAAAGAAGAGGAUGAGGAUGAUAUUAACAACCUGCAGCUCGCAUGGGAGGUGCUGGAGUCGGGAAAAUUGAUUCUACUAAAACGUGGACCACCUGGCUGGAAACAUUUGGCUGAAGCACACAGAUUACUUGGAGAAGUAGCGAUGGAAAGUGGUAAUCAGCAGGGAGCAUUGACCGACUUACAAGCCUGCUUAGAUCUCUUAGCGAAGAUUGAACCCUGCGAUCCAAGAGCCAUCGCCGAAACAUAUUACCAGCUUGGAUUGGCUUACUCGUUAGCUAACGAAUUUGACUCCAGUAUCGAACAAUUCAACGAAGCUACUUCGCUCCUGCAAACGCAUAUUCAGCAGCUUGAAGAAAGUAAGGAUUCUCACAAGAAAGAUGAUCCGUUCUACACUGUCGAGGGUGAAAUAAAGGAAUUGAAGGAAUUGCUACCUGAAAUUCAGGAAAAGAUCGCUGAUAUGAGAGACUUCAAGGAAGAAGCGUGCAAAGCCAUGGUCGAAGGUAUAAAGAGUAAAGUAGCUGCUGACUGUCUCAAUGGCGCCGGUCCUAGUGGCGACGGUGCCAGUUGUAGCGCCGAUUCAAGCUCCACGAAUCAAGCAAAGCCUGCCAGUGAUAUCUCGCAUCUUGUCCGCAAGAAACGUAAGGCAGACGAAUCUGAUAAAUUGGAAGUUGAAACACCAUCCAAGAAACCGACUCCUUGAAGAAAUAUUUUAAUCUCAAAUGAAAUAUGUUUCCCAUGUCAUUUUAAAAUACCUACUGACGAUAUUAUUGCGAUACAUUUUACCGUUCAUUUUCUACUAUAAUGUCAAUGUGUGAUUUUUAAUUAUGAAAGAAACAGUGAAAAAAAAACCGGAAAA
This is a messenger RNA of Diprion similis, 1862 nucleotides long. It is a transcript of the gene Nasp, whose product is annotated as nuclear autoantigenic sperm protein. Bases 288 to 1706 code for a protein of 472 amino acids. Gene Ontology annotation, molecular function: histone binding. The record is from RefSeq and is a predicted model, not a curated record. Lineage: Eukaryota; Metazoa; Arthropoda; Insecta; Hymenoptera; Diprionidae. The transcript has 3 exons. Gene Ontology annotation, biological process: DNA replication-dependent chromatin assembly; CENP-A containing chromatin assembly. Gene Ontology annotation, cellular component: nucleoplasm.